Salmo salar (Atlantic salmon) is the source of this 4719-nucleotide messenger RNA. Its product is annotated as transferrin receptor protein 1. NCBI's taxonomy places the organism in Eukaryota, Metazoa, Chordata, Actinopteri, Salmoniformes, Salmonidae. Gene Ontology annotation, cellular component: external side of plasma membrane. Gene Ontology annotation, biological process: intracellular iron ion homeostasis; iron ion transport. The record is from RefSeq and is a predicted model, not a curated record.
UUUGGGAACAGAAAACUAUUGACAUCAAAUGUUUGAUCGAUGAGAGAAUUUGCAGAAUGUCAACCAAAAUCCAUUUCGUCCCAUAAUUUUUUGGCGGUAGCGGUACUGUACAACAUACCGGAAGUACGACAUAGCGGAAGUACCGCUAGGCACUCAUCCAGUGAAGGUUGCCAGUUCGGGUGAAGAGGGCAGAGCACGUGGAUAGGAGGAGAGAGAUUUACCAUGGCAGCAACUAUUAAUCAAGUGAGGUCGUCGCUUUCCAAAAUGUUUAAGAGUGAGCGGUACAGCCCCUUCACUCUGCAGUCAGACGGAGAGAGCCACGUGGAGGUGAAGCUGUCUGAUGACAUAGAUGUCCACGCCCCCUCUGAGCAGGCAGGCCAACCAGGGGGCUCGCCCUCCUACAGGCCCCGCCCCAAGCGGAACUACCACAACGUGUGUUACCUGGCCCUUGGAAUCCUCUUUAUCUUCAUCAUCGGUUAUCUGAUUGGCUAUGUGAGCCACCGUUCUCCUCUCCAGGAGCCAAUCCCUUGUGAUCCUGAGCAGGAAGAGGGCGUGGCUAAGGAGGCUGUAGUAGAAUACUCUCUAUCCUGGACCAACAUCAUCGGCCUGCUGGCACAGAGACUGACUCCUGAUGCCUUCAACAGCAGACUGAGUGGUGUUGAACAGACAGAUCACACAGCAGGGAGCCCUGGAGACAACAUUCUGGGAAAUCAUGUGUUGGACAGCUUUAAGAGUCUGGAGAUGGAGCCCUGGACUGACAUGCACUAUGUCCAACUACAGACGCCCAACAGUGAGAAGCCAAACCGUGUACUGAUUGGCCAAGAUGAGGUGUGCCAACCUAAGGGCUACCUGGCCUAUAGCGCCACAGGAAAAGCUAAGGGCAAGGCAGUGUAUGGUAACUAUGGGAGUCAGGAGGACUUGGCACUGCUACAGACUCUGAAGGUUGAGCUGAACGGCACCGUGAUUCUACUGAGAGCUUCAGGACAGAUCAGCCUGGCACAGCAGGUGGCUAAUGUAGCUGCAUUGGGAGUAUCUGCUGUGUUGAUUUACCCUGAACACAAGAAUCAAACUACUGAACUAUAUGGACAUGUCCAUCUAGGUUCUGGAGACCCCUAUACUCCAGGGUUCCCCUCCUUCAACCACACCCAGUUCCCUCCCACCCAGUCCUCUGGUCUGCCCAAUGUACUGGCCCAAAGCAUUACUGUUCAGGCUGCUGUCAAGAUACUAAAACGUAUAGGUGGGCCUGAUUGUCCUCCCAGUUUUAAAGGAAAUCUGGACAAUGUGAAGUGCACCCUGGGAGGGGCCAGUAGUGAGGAUGUCACAGUGGAGGUGAACAACAUGCUGCAGGACACCGAGAUCCACAACGUCUUUGGAGUCAUCAAGGGCUUCAUUGAGCCAGAUCGGUACGUGGUACUGGGGGCUCAGAGGGAUGCGUGGGGUCCAGGCUACGCUAAAGCCACUGUCGGGACCACACUGCUGCUGGAGCUGGCUAGAGCUGUGUCUGAGAUGGUGCACAUAGAUGGUUUCCGUCCCAGGAGGAGUCUGGUGUUUGCCAGUUGGAGUGCAGGAGAGUACGGCAGUGUUGGAGCUACAGAAUGGCUGGAGGGUUACCUCUCCUCUCUGGACAGAAGAGCUAUCACCUACAUCAGCCUGGACGGAGUAGUCACAGGAAAUUAUGCCGUCAACGCGUCUGCCAGCCCCUUGCUCUACAGCCUUCUGGAAAGAACCAUGAAGGAGGUGAAGAAUCCCAUUGGUUUUGGAGAGUCUGGGAAGUCUCUGUAUGAUCAGGUGUCUGGAGUCAACUUUGAGAGGGCAGUGUUUAAGCCCAUGCAGAUGGAAGACUCUGCAUAUCCGUUCCUGGCCUUCUCUGGAAUCCCCUCUCUCUCCUUCCGCUUCGUCUCUCAGGAGGUCUACCCUCACUACGGCACCUCUUUUGACAACAAGGAAUACCUUGGUUUCACCACCGCCCAUCACCUUGGUUCCAUAGCCACUGGGGCGGGAUUGGUCGCAGGUCAGCUGGCGUUACGACUGGUCCACGAUCACGUGCUGUGUCUGGACGUGCAACGCUACAGGAAGGUUCUCACCCAAUCGGUGGUCAACAUCAUCCAGCGCCUCAAACAAGUCACCCGGGAUGGUUCUGCCGAGGGUCUGUCAGCUCGUUGGCUCAUCAUGGCCUUAGGGUCCUACAGUAGAGCUGCUACUGACCUCAACACUGAGCUACUCAACACCGACCUCACUGACACACUGGCCUGCCACAACAUCAACGACCGCAUCAUGAGGGUGGAACACAACCUCCUGUCUCCGUAUGUCUCCCCCAAGGAGGUUCCGUUCCGCCACCUGCUGUUUGGCCGUGGUUCCCACACCCUGGCAGCCCUGUUGGAGGGGGAGGACAGGGAGGCGCUGCGGACCCAGCUGGCCCUGGCCACCUGGACGCUACAGGGUUGUGCCAACGCUCUCUCUGGAGACGUCUGGGACAGAGACAACCAGAUCUAACGCGGUCUAAGUGUGUGUGUGUGUGUGUGUGUGUGUGUGUCAGGGGGUUCAGCCUCAUCCUUGUUCACUUUAAAACCCAGGAUUAGAUAAUGAGGGAUUUGUCGGGGGAUUAUGUCAUAACGGAGACCAGGAAGUACUGUUUUCAAGUUGAUCCUUCCAGUGUCAGUCACUGGGUUGUCACUAUUAUCACAGCCACAAAGUCAAUUGUCCUGCAUAAUGUUAGCAGUGUGGUUAGGUUUAAAAUCAGAUGUUAAGAAGACAAAUUAUAGAAAUAGGUGGGGUUUAGCCGUAAUUACGGCCAUGUGACUGUAGUAACGAGUGAUGACCCAGUCACUGGACUUCCUGAAGAAUGUUGAGAUUGGUGACAUCACUGUCUGAUCCCUCUUCAUCUCACCCCCCCCCAAAACUAAAGCCUUGUUCACUACCACAGAGACGACCUCUAACCCCUUGGAGCCUAUUUAUAUUUUAUUUAUCAGUGGCAGAGACCACUAUAAAUGUUAUCAGUUUAAAGAUAUUGUUUAUAUUUAUGACGUUAUCGGAAGCAGUGCCUUCCAGAUGUAUGGCAGUUUCAUGUCGUUAGUUUGGGUUAAGAGUUUAUUUAUUUAUUUAUCAGUGCCAGUGCUCACUAUAAAUGUUUAAAUGUCGUUUCAUUUUUUAUAAAAGUUAUCGGGAGCUGUGCCUUCCAGACUUAUGACGGGUAGGCGUUUGUUUGGCUUUUGAUGAAUUUAUCGUUUAAUUUGAUAAAGUUAUCGGAAGCAGUGCCUUCCAUACUUAUGACGGUUAUACUGUCUCCUACUACGGCAGCAUCUGCUGAAGCAACAGAGUCACGUAAACACAGUCUGACCACCAUGACAGUUGGUUUAAAUGUUCAGUUUGCCUUGCCGUUUAAUAUUGAGACCGACACGGAACCGCUUUAAUACGGAUGAAACAUUCUGAAAACUGUCCAGAUGGUCAGACUUUCUCUGUAUACACAACUCUGUUAACAGAAAUACACCACCUGCUGCUACCACGCUACUAUGGAAACAGAAACCCGCAGCAACAGGGCAUCACCACGGAAACGUUGGGUACCCGACAGCGGCGGUUGUCAUGACUGUCACAUUUUGAUUGGCUGAAAUGCAUGCACUUAAAUUCAGAGUGUUGAAUUUGGCAUGUUUAUAAAUGUCUAGCUGCUUGGGCCACAUCUGAGAUGUCUCCCUGUUUUAUAUAUGGCCUUAAGACUGGUUGAAAGUAGUGAACUGAAUAGGGUGUCAUUUGAGAUGCAACAUGAAGGAAAACAGGCUGAAAUCUCAGCUCUCAGAGAUGAACUUGUUAAAGGAGCUUUAUGUAGGUUAUAUAGAGCUUUAUAUCCUGAAAUAAUAUCACUCAGACAGCGAAAGAGCUUUAUGUAGGUUAUAUAGAGCUUUAUAUCCUGAAAUAAUAUCACUCAGACAGCGAAAGAGCCAUUUCUGUUAACCAGUCUUAUUUUGGAGCGGUUUAUAUUUCUGAUCUCAACCAUUAUCGGGGGCAGUGUCUUCCAUAAUGACAAGCAUUGAUGGUAGUUUUUGCCUACCAGUGUGUGUUUUGUAUGUAUCGGGGGCAGUGACUCCCAUAUUUCACUGAAGGGUGGAGUAACUUAUCGGGAACAGUGUUUCCCAGAGUUUUAUAACUCUUUUUCUUUGUGUUCAGUCUUUCUGUGUGUGACCUGCUACUGCUCUUGUUCCCCUCUGAACUACUUGUAAUGGAUAGGGCCCACCUACCAGUGGAGGUUGCUGAGGGGGGCCGGCUCAUAAUAAUGGAGCGAAUGGAAUGGCAUCAAACGCAUAGAAACCAUGAGCCCGUCCUCCCCAAUUAAAGUCCCACCAACCUCCUGUGCGUCCUACGGCAUGUUACUGUAUUUUCCCUUAGAAAUGCAAAUCCCUACGACAGGUAUUCCCAUUCAGGCCAACAGGAUUCUAUUCCUGUGUAUUUUCCCAUGCAGUGAAUUAUCAGACAAACUCCUGUUGUAGCCGUCCACUAAAUAUUAUUCUUCUUUAGAUUAUUGAUCACACUGUCAAUCAGGUAACUAGUAACAUUUGUGUUAGACUUGUCAGUGCUAGUCUGAACUCAUACAUGUUCGUCUGACUUCUACUACUCACUUGGUGUGUGUUACAAUGCUGUAGAGGACAGAGUAUGGGUGCUUUUAGACGUUUUGGUACUAUUGAGUUAUAUUUUCCUGUUGUGCUUCAAUAAACCUUUUGGCUUAGCAUA